UUCGUGGAGAAGGAAGAUGCUGAACACCUUUGGGUGGUGGAACCUGAGAACCGGGCGAAAGUAAUCUGGCUUGAACGAUAUACAAACGUAUAACCCCCGAAAGACAAACACACGUGUGAGAGCAACAAACCGACUGUUAUUGUCGAUAUAUCGGUGGUAAAAAAAAAAAAAAAACCAAGAGGCACAAGCUAUGGAAUUAAAGAAAUCCAUUUCGGACUGUGAUCGAACGUUGAAGAGCUACGGCGCUGUGCUUGAGACAGAGUGGCAAACGGACAAAGCUCAGUCUGACGUGUCCAUGGCAGAGGGCACCAUGUCUCCAGAUGAGAUUGAGGUGGAGAUGGCACGAAUCCAGCGCCUACGAGAGGUUCUGGUGCGCCGGGAGUCCGAACUCCGCUUCAUGAUGGAUGAUAUUCAACUGUGUAAAGACAUUAUGAGCUUGAAGCAGGAGCUGAGGAAAAUUGUGACUGUACCUGAGAAAGACAAGACCAAGAAACACAGACAGAGGGAGGAAGAAUUAAUCCUGAAGAUCCAUAAACUGGUUCAGAAAAGGGAUUUCCUGGUGGACGAUGCAGAGGUGGAGAGAUUAAGGGAGCAGGAGGAGGAUAAGGAAAUGGCAGACUUCCUCAGACAGAAACUUAUUCCCCUGGAGAAGCUGACCAAAGUCACGCAGAGUCUGCCUAAGCCCAAGAAGGCCAUCCCUGAGCCACCCCCUAACAAGCCCUCCAUCGCCAAAUCAGGAGCAGCCAUCAUCAAGGACUGCUGUGGCGCCACCCAGUGUACCAUCAUGUAACUAUCGCCCACUCCUCCCUCCUCAGAGACCAUAGUGUGAGCUGUAGUUACCUGACCCAACUGUCCUGUCCAGCUCUCACCUCAUUGCCUAAACCAGAGAACCCUGGUCUAAAAAUCAGCUCUGCCUGAAGGAGGGGUAGGGAGACAGACAUACUGCACAGCCGGGCAGACAGGCAGCAUCAAACUUCUAAGCCAGUAAGAAACCAGUGUGUUUUAUUUUUAGAGGCACACACUCUCUGGGUACCUUUGUGCAUCACUGCUCUGAAGCUUCACAGAAAACAAGGAGUGCAUCGUUUGUCCUGAGCACAUCAGGAUUCAUACUCAUCAUAUUGGCAGAAUUGCACUUGGCUUGCAGUCUGCCACAAGAUAGAUGGAUUAAAGUGCCAAACAUAUACUUCUUCCCAUGAGCUCAGGAGAAAAAAAAAAAACAACCACAGCACACUGUCUGCAAAACAGUUACGGCUGCAGAGGUCAUUUACUGCAGAAUUGAGAUUGAGUGAGUUCUUUUUUGCUUACGCAUUCAAUGCCUCUUAACUACAUGAAUUUAAACCAGGGUUCUCUGUACACUUGGAAAUGAGGUGCCUAGCGUUACCAUUACAAAGUCCAUUGUACGGUGUACACUGCUAUGUUGCUGUGUUUGAUAAAAGGGGUAUUUAUGUGUUUAUAACCAGCCCUUUAAAAAACACCUCCUCCCUUAUCGCACUCUUACUGGUCAGACCGGGCAGUCUCACAAACUGCAUGCUAGAGGUAUAGAGGUGUUUGUUUUUCACAAGAAUACAAAAGUGGACUCAUUUAAGUUGAGAAAAGCAAGACAUCUUUGUCACUCCAGCUGAAAAUAACGGGGGCUUUUCAAAAGGCCUUCCAACACGAAACUUGUGUUGUGCAACACAGCUCAUUAUAGAAAUGUCCAGCUGAAAACUGGCAUUUUUAGUGGUAGAGUUCACUUAAGGGAAGGUAACAUCACUGUUGAAACCGAGGGGAUUGUACCAGGCUCUUGGCCUUCACUGUAGACAGAACAUUAAAGUGGGGGUGGGUUGUGCCAGGCACUCUUGGCAGGGGUGUGCAGGUGUUUGGUAUGUUUAUACAUAUAGAGUGAGAUCGGUGCACCCAGUUUGCAUAGGGACUGUUUGUUCUCCCCUCCAGAACAUUUGCGUAAAACUCCAAGUAUCACAUGUCAGUGAGUCUGCACAAUAAUGUAAAUUGAUUAUUUUGUAGAUUGUGUACGAAUCACCACUGUUUCUUUGUAUUUGAGACAUGAGCAGUAAAUUAAAUCCCAUGUGCUACAGGAAACUGAGUUACCUUAGAGGUAGUUCCAUGAUCUUCAACAUGUCCAUUAAUAUUGCUUUACAAAUAGGGGAUGAAGAUGCAUUUGCAUGUUAAAAUUCUUUAGGCUUUAGGCUACAUGUUAGAGACAAUAUUCACACCGAAAGCAAAUUUCAACCAGAACUGAACAAGACAUGAAUGUGACUGUAAAUGUCUGCGAAAACAUAAGGGAUGCUGCAAAAUAUAUCUGUUAGGAUCAAAGACAAAGUGCGAAGAAGCCGUGUGGAAUUCACCACAAACCUGGAUCUGUUCCAUCAUUGCUCAUCAGAUGAAAAAGGUGACCCUGUACUUGACUUUUGAGUUACCCAUCAAAAAUGUGACACUCUUGAAAUUGUGAUUUGUGACUUUAUAAAAAAAAAAAAAAGGUAUUGAAGUAGGAAUAUUG
Molecule: messenger RNA, 2497 nt
Organism: Megalops cyprinoides (Indo-Pacific tarpon)
Lineage: Eukaryota; Metazoa; Chordata; Actinopteri; Elopiformes; Megalopidae
Gene: bmerb1
Product: bMERB domain containing 1
Exons: 6
Coding region: 191-790 (199 amino acids)
Biological process (GO): negative regulation of microtubule depolymerization
Cellular component (GO): microtubule cytoskeleton
Source: RefSeq, a predicted model, not a curated record